This is a messenger RNA of Aspergillus homomorphus CBS 101889, 1512 nucleotides long. Its product is annotated as BCS1 and AAA domain-containing protein. The record is from RefSeq and is a predicted model, not a curated record. Lineage: Eukaryota; Fungi; Ascomycota; Eurotiomycetes; Eurotiales; Aspergillaceae. The transcript is spliced from 2 exons. Gene Ontology annotation, biological process: protein insertion into mitochondrial inner membrane from matrix; mitochondrial respiratory chain complex III assembly. Gene Ontology annotation, molecular function: ATP hydrolysis activity; ATP binding. The coding region runs from base 1 to 1512 and encodes 503 amino acids. Gene Ontology annotation, cellular component: mitochondrial inner membrane.
AUGUACGGUAUAUUAUCAUCUGAUGCCAUGCUUGAGAGUCUGCUACCCGGCUACAGCUUCCUGGCUCGCCUUAUCUCGUUCUAUCUGUACAUGGAUACUUCAGUCUUUCUUCUUGCUUUUAUAGCUUCCUUCGUGAUUUUCACAUAUGCUGUUCCGGUGCUUUUGACCCGCCUGUAUUCUGUUCUUCUCAAUUUGGCAGCAUCAGUUGAGGUCCGAUAUCACGAUACCAUAUACAACGACGUGAUACAAUGGGCGUCUCAAUUACCUGCGUUAAGGGACGCACGGAAAUCGAUCGCCGGUACCAAGAAUAAUUUCGUCUCUCGGUGGGAGAAGGAAGAGCUAAAAACUGACUGGCAGGAGCUUUCUGAGGAAGAACUUCAGCAGUUUGACGACGACCCACGAGAUUUCUGGGUCAAAAUUAGACAACUACAGAGAUAUCUGCCUAUUCGAUAUACACCUGCACCUGCUGGCUUUCACUUCUUCUUUCAUCGAGGGUAUCUUCUCGGGUUUCGUCGUCAGCCAUACAAAGAUGCCGGCAGCCCUUGGACUGAUCAUCGCGAGAAAGUAUAUCUCUAUGCGUGGUGUCAGCCCGUUCUCAAAGAUCUGCUGCACGAGAUACAGGGGAUUGCUGUGAAAAAGAACGACGAUCUUAUACGCGUAAACCAAGCAUUGAAGGAUGGAAUGGCUCCUCAGUGGGCCGGGCUACAAUCCAAAAGACCACGACCUCUCUCGACUGUCAUUGUCGAACCCGAUAUCAAGCGCGCACUUAUCGCCGAUUUGACUGACUUCCUCCGACCGCGCACACGUUCCUGGUAUCACGAACGUGGCAUUCCAUACCGACGGGGGUAUCUCUUCCAAGGCCCGCCUGGUACCGGUAAAUCGAGUCUUUGCCUUGCUAUUGCGGGUUUGUUAAGUCUCCAAAUCUUCACAGAUGUGGAUCAAGCUGGCAUCGCAAAUCGCGGUCUUGACGAAACCCGCCCUUUGACUGACGAUACGUCAGGCAAUCCGGACUGUGGAGAGAACAUCGAUACUCCUGAAUCCUCUAAGCGCUUUCAUGGUGGUAUAACCCUCUCCGAAAUUUUGAAUAUCAUCGAUGGCGUAUCUGCUGAAGAGGGUCGCAUUUUGAUCAUGACCACGAACGAGCCAGACAGCAUCGAUGAAGCUCUUCAGCGCCCUGGCCGUGUGGACCGAAUCUAUCCCUUUCUAUUGGCAACUGAAAGGGAUAUCAAAGAACAAUUCCUGACCUUUUUUGCGAAGCCUUCUAAUCAACCUUUCAUUGUCAAACCUCAAACCUUGAAUGUGAACUGUGCGUUGGAGUCGGCCUCGCCAGAACGGUCACUGGAUGAUAUCAUUCUCUUGUCGGAAUCGUUUGCUACUAAGGUUGAGACGGAUAAAUACGCUGCUGCCCUGAUUCAAAACUAUCUUCUGUACUUUAGAAACGAUCCUGUGCCUGCGGAGCGCAACGUGACGCUCUGGACGAGCUGUAUGCAGAAAGGAGAAAUAUACACCUGA